AUGUCUCGUCCUCAAGUCUCCGUCCACUCUUUGACUGGUGAAACCACCUCAGCUGCUAUCGCACUUCCAGCUGUCUUCUCGGCUCCAAUCCGUCCAGACCUUGUUCACUCUGUUUUCACUUCCGUUAACAAGAACAAGAGACAAGCUUACGCUGUCUCUGAGAAGGCUGGCCACCAAACCUCUGCCGAGUCCUGGGGUACCGGUCGUGCUGUCGCCCGUAUUCCACGUGUCGGCGGUGGUGGUACCCACAGAUCUGGUCAGGCCGCUUUCGGUAACAUGUGUCGUGGUGGUCGUAUGUUUGCUCCUACCAAGACCUGGAGAAAGUGGAACGUCAAAGUCAACCACAACGAGAAGCGUUACGCUGCUGCUUCCGCUAUUGCUGCUUCCGCUGUUGCUUCUUUGGUCUUGGCCAGAGGUCACAGAGUUGAAAAGAUCCCAGAAAUCCCAUUGGUUGUUUCUGACGAACUUGAGUCUGUUCAAAAGACAAAGGACGCUGUCGCUGCUUUGAAGGCUGUCGGAGCUCACUCCGAUGUCGUCAAGGUCUUGAAGUCCAAGAAAUUGAGAGCUGGUAAGGGUAAGUACAGAAACAGAAGAUUCACCCAAAGAAGAGGUCCUUUGGUUGUCUACUCUGAAGACAAGGGUCUUGUCAAAGCUUUCAGAAACCUGCCAGGUGUUGAGACCGCUGACGUCACCUCUUUGGGCUUGUUGCAAUUGGCUCCAGGUGCUCACUUGGGUAGAUUUGUUAUCUGGACUCAAUCUGCCUUCGCCAAGCUUGACCAAGUUUGGGGCUCUGAGACCGUCGCCUCUUCUGUAAAGAGCGGCUACACCUUGCCAAGCAACAUCAUCUCCAACACCGACGUUACCAGAAUCAUCAACUCUUCUGAAAUUCAAUCUGUUGUUAGACCAGCUGGCCAAGCUACUCAAAAGCGUUCUCAUGUUUUGAAGAAGAACCCAUUGAAGAACAAGCAAGUCUUGUUGAGACUAAACCCUUACGCCAAGGUCUUUGCUGCUGAGAAAUUGGGCUCUAAGAAGGCUCAACAAACCAAGACCACUCCAGCUAAAACCUUUAUGGAAACCUUGAAGCACGACUAA
Lachancea mirantina is the source of this 1092-nucleotide messenger RNA. Lineage: Eukaryota; Fungi; Ascomycota; Saccharomycetes; Saccharomycetales; Saccharomycetaceae. The record is from the annotation of a GenBank genome assembly.